AUGUCCUACAGCGUUUUCGGGUUCGCUCUGCGUGAUCGCACCUGGGCCCAACUAGAUCUAGCAUAUCUCACUGAGGUUACUCCCAUAGGCAAUGACUACACAACUAGUGACAAUGCGAACGAAGAUGAAAGCGCGUUUAACCGACUUGUGCUUGACCAAAAAAUCAAGGAUAUGGUUCUUUCUUUGAUUGCACAACACUUCCGAAAUAAGGAGUCUCAACAAAAUGCAGAUGAGCAACUUGAUAUCGUCCGCGGCAAAGGAAAGGGCUUAAUUAUACUCCUUCACGGUGCGCCGGGUGUAGGAAAAACAACAACAGCCGAGGGAGUUGCCGAGAGAUUCAAUAAGCCCCUAUUUCAAAUAACAUGUGGAGACCUAGGAUCUACCGCAAAGGAAGUUGAGGAUGCAUUAUCAAUUAAUUUCUCUUUGGCUAAUCGCUGGGGUUGUAUUCUUCUCCUUGAUGAGGCCGAUGUUUUUUCUUGCAUCGAGAAGAAGAGAGGACUUUACGAGGAAUGGAUACCUACUCACACUUAUUAUGUAUCUCAAGUUUUUCUACGUGUACUAGAAUAUUAUGCCGGAAUCUUGUUCCUAACUACGAACCGAAUUGGCGAUUUUGAUGAAGCAUUUGCUUCUCGAAUUCACAUGAGUCUUUACUAUCCACCACUGGAUGAAAUUGCAACUAACCGAAUCUUCAAACUCAACUUUGACUUGAUUCGGGAUAGGUACAAGAAGAAUGGGCGACUUAUUGACAUUGAUGAUUCUGGAAUCUACAGCUUUGUCACGAAGUUCUGGAUGGAGAAUCAGCAGGCUCGGUGGAAUGGACGACAAAUCCGAAAUGCCUGCCAGACGGCUUUAGCUCUAGCUGAGUUUGAGGCCUUACCAAACGAUAAGAGGUUCGACCUCAAGUUCAAAUCAAAGGCCAAAGUACACCUUAAACGUUCAAAUAUUGAAACGGUCUCAGACGCCUACCUUGAGUUUAUCAAGUAUCUUAAAGCCGUCCAUGGCACCGAUCAAGAAACGCACGCCAAGGAGUUAGGCAUUCGAGCUAUGGAGAAAGUUUUUGACUCUAUGAUGAAUGAGAGGGUUUCAAGAGGAGGUAAUCCAGUCCCUCAAGAAAGAACACAGAACCAGAAUCCUCUUAGGUCCUUCAGAAUUCCAGACAGGUCACCCCCAGCCACACAGACAUACCCAUCUUUCGAGCAGCAUAGGGAAGCUCCCUACAAUUCACCUGGGCCUGCAUAUAGAAAUCCAAGUCCUUCAUCAGGCGCGGGGUAUUCAAGCCACGGAUACCAGCCAGACAACCCCUUUCUUCAAGCACCACAUGCAUCACAUGCAUCUUCUGGAUAUGGAGCCACUCAGCAAUAUCCCAGACAUACACAGUCAGCGUCGACAGAAGGACCAUCCGCCUAUCCACCAGGACCCUCUCAACCGCAAUACUAUCAUCAAGGCCAAGGAUCUGGCAUGACUAACGACCCUCGCUUCGCCCAAUCUGUACCCGGACAGGGAGCCAGACCACAGUACCAGGGAUGGCGUUCGGAAGCAUAUCCAGUCGCCGGCCAAGAGAUAACAGAAACCACAGGCGUAAACCUAACAUCGAUACCGGUAUCAUACAGCACUGAGGACCCCAAUAUUCAACAUAGUGCUUCAAGCAACUCUCAGUAA
This is a messenger RNA of Daldinia childiae, 1659 nucleotides long. RefSeq lists its product as uncharacterized. NCBI's taxonomy places the organism in Eukaryota, Fungi, Ascomycota, Sordariomycetes, Xylariales, Hypoxylaceae. The transcript is spliced from 6 exons. Gene Ontology annotation, molecular function: ATP hydrolysis activity; ATP binding. The coding region runs from base 1 to 1659 and encodes 552 amino acids. The record is from RefSeq and is a predicted model, not a curated record.